Stegastes partitus (bicolor damselfish) is the source of this 2703-nucleotide messenger RNA. Its product is annotated as protein ELFN1-like. Gene Ontology annotation, molecular function: protein binding. NCBI's taxonomy places the organism in Eukaryota, Metazoa, Chordata, Actinopteri, Pomacentridae. The transcript is spliced from 4 exons. The record is from RefSeq and is a predicted model, not a curated record. The coding region runs from base 1 to 2703 and encodes 900 amino acids. Gene Ontology annotation, cellular component: plasma membrane.
AUGGCGAGCGUCUCUGGUCGGUUUUCUCCAAUGGAUACUGCGAUGACAUCCCAAAUGGCCCAGAGCGCAGGACAGGGACGGCAGAGACAUAACACGACUGGAGGCUCUUCAUCAGCGGUCUUGUCCACAGCCAGCUCCUUCCUCUGUUGGCUUGCCCUGCUGUCAAUAAUGCGGUUGCCAAUGGUAACAGCUGACUGUUGGCUUAUCGAAGGGGAGAAAGGCUUUGUGUGGCUGGCUAUCUGCAGUAUGAACCAGCCUCCCUAUGAGGCCAUCCCCUCCCACAUAAACAGCACCAUUGUGGAUCUGAGGCUGAACGAGAACAAGAUACGGUCGGUCCAUUAUUCUUCACUCAGUCGCUUUGGCAACCUCACCUAUCUGAACCUCACCAAGAACGAUAUCAGCUACGUGGAAGAUGGAGCGUUCUCAGCACAAUUCAACCUGCAGGUUCUCCAGAUGGGCUUUAACAAGUUGAGGAACCUGACAGAGGGGAUGCUGCGAGGCCUGGGCAAGCUGCAGUACCUCUACCUGCAAGCCAACCUCAUCGAGACUGUUACACCCAACACCUUCUGGGAGUGUCCCAACAUCGAGAAUAUAGACCUCUCCAUGAACAGGAUCCAGGUGUUGGACGGCAGUUUGUUCUCCGGACUCUCCAAGCUGACCACCUGUGAACUGUACACCAACCCUUUCAACUGCUCCUGUGAGCUGCUGGGUUUCCUGCGCUGGCUCUCAGCCUUCCCCAACAGGACCAGUGAGCGGAUGGUGUGCGACUCCCCUCAAGGAUUCUCUGGCUACAACCUCCUGAGCCAGAACCCCCGCAUGCCUACCCAGCGCAACGCUCUGCACGUGCUCAGUCUUGUGUGCACUGACGACGGCAGUAGCGUGACACACUUCGACGUCCUCGACUCCACCACCCAGUCCCCGGACUUUGCCUCCCCCUGCGGACUGGACGACUGUGCUUCCGGGACCCCUCCUGACGAGGUGAUCAGCCUGAGUCCCAUUUUCCCCGAUGCCAAGCCGAUCAUGACGAUAAAACAGGUGCUACAUUCGAGCGCUGUGAUCACGGUUCAGAUUCCUCAUCCGUACAGGAAAAUGUACAUUCUGAUGCUUUAUAACAACAGCUUCUUCACAGAUAUCCAGAAUCUGAAAAACCAGAGAGAAGAUAUUGAGCUAAAGAACUUAAAACCCAACACUGACUAUACAUACUGUGUGGCUUCUAUACGAAACUCCCUGCGCUUCAACCACACCUGUCUGACCAUCUCCACUGGCCGCCGAGCCGAGGCUGAGAGGAUAGCCAAUCAGUCGUCAGCCACCCACUACAUUAUGACUAUUCUGGGCUGUCUGUUUGGCAUGCUGCUCUUCCUUGGCCUAGUUGUCCACUGCCUGAGGAGGAAGAGGAUCAUGGAGGAGAAGGAGAGGAAGAUGAGCAGGAUCCAGAGGACUCUGAUAGAGCUCAAGUACGGUGGCGAAGGAGAUAUAGAGGGAGGGAGUGGAGGAUCUGUUUCUCAGAAGCUUGCCGGUGGGGACAGCCUGUCCAGAAUGCCCUACCUGCCUCAGGGUGGCGAGAUAGAUCCAUACAAGCUUCAGGAGGUGAUAGAAACACCGGCGCACAAGCCUGCUAAACUUAACUACAUGGAGGUCAGAGGCUCGGGCAUUGAAAGAGAAAGGGAACGAGAGAGAGAGAGAGAAAGAGAGAUGUCGCCACAAGCAAAUCCGCAGGGCUCGGUAGCAGAGAUUUCCACCAUCGCUAAAGAAGUUGAUAAAGUUAACCAGAUCAUCAACAACUGUAUAGAUGCUCUCAAAUCUGAGUCUACCUCCUUUCAGCAGGGGAUCAAAUCUCCUUCUUCUGCAGGUGGAGGAGCUGUUUCAACUGCAGAGCCACAGCUGGUGCUUCUGUCUGAGCAAGGAGAGAGAGGAGAAAGAGGAGGUGAGUUCCUCUCCCCGGUGUAUAAAGGAGGGAGAGGAGGACGGGAAGAGAGGGGAAGAAGCUACCAUCAUUCACUGCAGCGACACCACAGCAUGGAGGCUCCUCCAACCUCUAAAAGGCCCAGCACCUCCUCCUCUCCCGGCUCUGCCCGGAGCCCUCGCUCCUUCCGCUCAGAAGGAGGCUACCACUCAUCAGAGACCCGCUAUAUCGAGAGAACCUCACCCGGAGAGAGGGGAGAAAGGGCAGGUGGGGGAGGAGAGCCCAUCCGCACCGUCACCCCAGCAGCGGCUAUCUUACGAGCUGAAGCCCAGAGAAUCCGCCAGUACAACGAGCACCGCCACUCCUAUCCCGGCUCCCAGCAGCACCUGCAGGAGCUGCAGCACCACCCCCAGAUCCUGCAGGAGCUCCACCACCACCCAGGGGGCCGAAAGCCCUCUGUGUUAGACCCCCUCACUCUGAGCAGGCAGGCCAAGCAGCGGGAGUUAGCCUACUCCCAGCUUUCACCGCACUACCCACUCUCUCCCCAGUACCACAACCUCAGCUACUGCUCCAGCCCCGAGGAAGACGAGGAGGAGGAAGGCCUCCUCUGCACCCCAACCCUGGGGUUGUGGGAGAGGUUCAAACUGCACCGGAAGAGGCACCGGCAGGCGUCCAUGGAGGAUGAAGGAUACGUGGCAGCUGGACACGCACUGAGGCGAAAGGUUCAGUUUGCCAAGGAUGAAGAUCUGCACGACAUACUGGACUACUGGAAGGGUGUGUCCGCCCAGCAGAAGGCCUGA